GUGGAGCUAUUUAGGAACCGUGGUGGCGGAGGCAGGUCAGUGUGGUGAAGGCGGUGGGGCAGGCAAGAUGACUGUGGUGGCGAGGGUAGUGGUGUUGGCUCCUGUGGCUCUCCUGGUCCUAUCCUGCCUCAUCUCUACCUCCACAGCACAGCACGAGCCUGCGCCGCCCCAGGGUCCCGCCGUCAGCAGGUCCUCACGAGGGGGCGUGGUGGAGAGCGUGGCGCGGUGGCUGGAGCAGCAGGACGUGCCGGAGGAGGCGAGGUGGAGGGUGGAGGAGCUGGUGGAGGACUUGCGUGCCGGGGAGGUGAACGAGGAAUACCUGCGGGGCCUCCUUAGCGCCAUCCUGCAGGAGGACGAUGAGGAAGAGGAUGUAGAGGAGGAAGAGGAGAUGGAGGAGAUGAACCCCAGCAUCCUUCAUGGCGACGACGAGGAAGAUGAGCUGGACGAGGCCAUCGCGUUAGGUCUUCUGGACAGUGAAGAGGAGGAGGGGGAGGAGGAGGAGCGAGAGGAGCGAGAGCAGAAUGAAGAGGAGCAGGAUCUUCCCGCAGAAGAAGAAGACUUUCCCGCAGAUGUGACCAGCGAGGAGGAGGAGGAGGAGCGUGAAGCCACUCAUGGGGAGGACAGGAGUGUGGAGGAGCGUGGAGGCGGCCAGGAGGAAGGGGACGGCGGCGUGGAGGCGGGCCUGGACGAGGCGCUCAUCCAGAGGCUGCUGGAGGGCUUCAGCUUCCAGGCGCAGGGGUUGUCCAGACCCAAACGAUCCCCGCGCCGCUCCAGCUCCCGCCGCUCCAGCAGUAGGAGCAGCAGCAGCAGCAGCGGAGGCGGCUGGUGGAGAAGAUCCAGCCCUAGCUCCUCCUCCUCCUCUUCCUCCUCCUCCUCCCGAUCCUCCUCCUCCUCCUCAACCUCCAGAUCAUCAUAUCCCAGCACCAGCAGAACCGGCACCUCCUCCUCCUCCUCCUCCUCCUCCUCUUCCUCUGGCGGUGUUCGACCCGUGCCCUCCGGCUACCCUGGGACGACCCAGCCUGUGGGGGGUUACCCUGGGGGCGCCAGGCCAGGCUACCCCGGGACAACCCAACCAGUGGGAGGAUACCCAGGAGGUGCCAGGCCAGGAUACCCCGGGAACACACAGCCCGUGGGAGGAUACCCUGGGAGUACCAGCCCUGGAGGCUAUCCUGGGACCACGCACCCUGUCGGGGGAUACCCUGGGGGCGCUAGGCCAGGAUACCCUGGAACAACACAGCCCGUGGGGGGAUACCCUGGUGCUGCCAAGCCAGGCUACCCUGGGACCACACAGCCCGUGGGAGGAUACCCUGGGAGUACCAGCCCUGGAGGUUAUCCUGGGACCACGCACCCUGUUGGGGGAUACCCUGGGGGUGCUAGGCCAGGAUACCCUGGAACAACACAGCCCGUGGGAGGAUACCCUGGGAGUACCAGCCCUGGAGGCUAUCCUGGGACCACGCACCCUGUCGGGGGAUACCCUGGGGGCGCCAGGCCAGGAUACCCAGGAACUACACAGCCCGUGGGAGGAUACCCAGGAGGUGCAAAGCCCGGGGGCUACCCUGGAAACACGCAGCCCGUGGGCGGCUACCCCGGGGUUGCCAGGCCGGGGGGCUACCCUGGAACAACACAUCCUGUUGGGGGUUACCCAGGGGGAGCCAGACCAGGAGGUUACCCCGGCACCACUCAGCCAGUAGGAGGUUACCCUGGGGGCGUGCGUCCCUUCGGCAGCUACCCCAGCACCAACCAGCCGUAUGGGGGCGGCUACAGCCCCGCGGGAUGGGGUGCACCAGCAGGCGGUUUCUCCACCGGGUACCGGCCCUACGGGGGCUACUCCACCGGUUACGGGGGCUUCGCCACUGCCACGCGGCCCACCUACGGGGCAGCCGGGAUGGGCAUGAUGGGCGGCAGCCGCGGCUUCGGGGCCUACCCGGUGGGCGGCUACCCCAUGCCAGUGAAGACCAAGAAGAGCAAGAAGCAGAAGAUCAAGAACCUGGUGGCCACAGCGGGCACGGCCUACGUCAUGCACAAAGCCGCCAAGAAGACUAAGUUCCUGUCGCCCAUGGGGUUCGGCCACCGCGGCUUUGGCUACGGCGGCUUCGGCGGCUAUGGCGGCUAUGGCGGCUACGGCGGCUACGGCGGCUUGGGGCGAGGCUUUGGGCACGGCAUUGGCGGGUUCGGAAGCAAGGCGCUAGUGGGGGGCCUGGCGGGGAUGGGGGCCGCCAAGGUGGGCAAGAAGCUGCUGGGGGCGUACAUCAAGCUCAAGAUCGCAAAGUAUGCCCUGAAGUUCGGCGCGGAGGCAGCCAAGGCGUACUUCUACUACAAGAUGGGCCUGGAGCUGGACGAGUACAUGAUUGGCAAGUUUGUGAACCGCUACCACUACCACCGCGUUAGGGGAGACAGCCGCUGGCGCUACUACCACCACCACGCUCGCAGGACACGCAAGGGCAACGACACCGAGUCCGACAACAUCACUCUGGGUGAGUUCUGCAAUCGCCAGUGUGUGAAGAACGAUACACGCAUCUGCCAGUUUAAUUUUGACGUUCACCUGUACCAGACUAUGUCCAGAGCGUGUUAUGACUGUCCCCGUAACAAGACAGACUGUGAACGGCCUGAAUGUAUCACAGCUGACGGUUCAAGGCGCAUGAUCUUCACAGUCAACAAACAAUUACCUGGUCCAGCCAUACAGGUGUGCGUGGGUGACAAGGUGCUCGUAGACGUCAUGAACAACCUGCCAUCGUCUGCCAUUGCUUUACACUGGCACGGCGUCACUAUGGGGGCUACCAGUGCUCUCCCCGACGCAAGAUCGACCCCCUACAUGGACGGGGCCGCUGGGGUAACACAGUGUCCAAUUCCCCCUGGGUCUGGAUUCCGCUACGCUUUCUUUGCCACUGACCCGGGGACCCACAUGUGGCACGCAGGUCUGGAAAGAGGGGACGGGCUGUUUGGCGCCCUUAUCGUCACACAAAGCUCUGAAGAUGAUCCCUACGUGCAUAUUGAGGAACAUAUGCUGGUGAUAAGCGAUUGGUACAACAAGUCAUCAGUGGCACUCCUGGCUGACAGACACUCCGCCGGCCCUCCCCCGCGCCCCUCCGCCCUCCUUAUCAAUGGCAGGGGCACGCGGGUCACCUCCCCAGCCGUCCCUCCACCUAGAUUACUUAUUCAGGAAGGCACCCGCUACCGCCUCCGCGUGGUGAGUGCCGCCGCCGCGCUGUGUCCCGUCACCCUCAACGUGGAAGGGCACGACCUCAUCAUCCUGGCUCUGGACGGGGAGCCGGUGUCCUUCGUCAACGCCUCCACCAUCCUCCUUAACCCUGGAGAGAGAUACGAUGUGAUGUUCAGGGCGGAGCAGGAGUUCUCGUCACGCCCUAACGGGACCUUCUGGGUGCGCGUGGUGGGCGGGGGGGCAUGCGAGGGCCUCUACCAGCACGCCGCCCUGCAGUACCUCCCUGAUGACUUCGCCAACUUCACUGUCAAUGAUACGUUGCCGGAAGUGCCCCCAGUGACUGCCCCGAGUAGCGAUGAGGAGUCCAUGAAAUACUUCACUGGUUCCUGUGACGCACCUGGGCAGCGCUGUCUAUCUCACCUGUCAAGCCUCUCACCUGUCCCCAGCCGCAUCACCUCCGCACGGGCAGACCACACGCUGUACCUGGCCUUCAUGCGACGCUACAGCCACAACCAACAUUACUACUCCCUCUUCUACUACGAUAUCUUCUCAGAUCCGGAGGGGAAGAGACUAAGAACCCCACAGAUCAACAACCUCAGCUUCAGACCACCACCGAAGCCCUUACUUACGAACUGGAAGGCCCUGAAGAGUGAGAACUGCAGCGCUGAUACCGGCGUGAGGGUGAACCAGUGUGUGAUGGACUUUUGUGAAUGUAUCCAUGUUAUCCCAAUCAAGAAGGGAGCGUUGGUGGAGAUGGUGAUGGUGGGGGAAGGACCAGCCAACGAGACAGCAGAACCGGUCCACAUACACGGGUACAAGUUUUGGGUUCUGAGUCAGGUGGAGGCCUCAGCACUCCCGGAGAUCCCACCCUUCCCCACGCCUCCACCUCCAGCCAAUGGGACCACUCCGCCACCGCCUCCACUUCCGCCAUUCUUGUACCGCGACGGAGCGAAGAAACUAGACGAGCAGGGGCAGCUGGUGAGGGAUCUGAAUAGUCCUAUUCUGAAGGAUACUGUGUCGGUUCCUGCAGGAGGCUACACUAUCGUCAGGUUCAUUGCAGAUCACCCAGGACUGUGGUUGCUAGAGAGCCAGGUGAGUUUGAGCGCCGCGUCUGGAAUGGCUCUCGUGUUGCAAGUCGGAGAGAAGAAUGACGUCCCCAGCAGGCCUCCUCCGGACUUCCCAACCCUGCUAGAGUUUGAAAGUGAUGGGCAGGUAGUGAUGGGCAGGAGUGAUGGGUAGUAGUGAUGGGCAGGAGCGAUGGGCAGGAAGCGUCAUCCCAAAUCUUCUAGAGAGUUCAAAGGGCGAUGGGCAGGUAGUGAUGGGCAGGAGUGAUGGGCAGGAGUGAUGGACAGGAGUGAUGGGGAAGUAGCGUCACCCCAGUCCUAUUAGUGUUCAAAAGUGAUGGGCAGUAGUGAUGGGGCAGGAGUGAUGGGCAGGUAACAUCACCUAAUCCUGUUAAGGAGGUCAAAGGGUGAUGGGCAAGAGUGGUAGGCAGGAGUGAUGGGCAGGAGUGAUGGGCAAAACCAAUGGGGAGGCAGCGUCACCCAAACCUGCUCAAGUUCAAGAGGGUGGUGGGCAGGUAGUGAUGGGUAGGGAGUGAUGGGCCAGGUAGCGCCACCCACUCCAGUCCUCGGGGUGUGUAGUAAACUGGUUCAUUUCUUCCUCCGCUGCUAGCAACCUUCCCUCCCCAGGCAUUGCAGGACACUCAAUGUUUACGUCAGCUCUCCUCACUGCUGUUUGUUACCUUCAUCCUUAAUUACUAACCACUCUGAGACAUCUUUUUGUACUCCUACAGCUCUCUCCAAAAGUUGUACUGGCUAGAAAUCGCAAAAUCUAUUCCUCUUAUAUCCCCCUCUUUCUUGUAGAUGCUUGAAAAGAGUCCAUGCAUUCCUUUCAGCGCUGUGAAGUGUUGCAUACUGCGGCGGAAAGCGAAAAAUCUGAACCCUUGCGCCUGAGGACCCAUUCACCACCAUAGAUAGAUAGAUAAACUUUACCAUCUUGCAGCAUAGCAUUGUGUACAAACUGAAAUCCUUUAGAAAUACAUGCACCUUUCCACUGUACCCCGGCAGCCCCUCCCAAUCAUUCAAGAGCGGUGCCCAGUCGAGGCAGAGUGAACCGAGGUAGUGCGCAGUUGUCCCAGAAAAAUCCCAGUCACGAUCAGGAUUCGAACUUAUGACUUCCUGGAUUGUAGUCAGACGCCAUACUGCCUGCAAAACCACGCUGAAGCAAUAUGGAACCUCUCUACAUGUUAAAGGGAUGUUAAAUUGAUGGUACUGUCCCUGUGUUGACUCCCUACUCCGGACCGUACUCUGAAACGCUUAUGGCCGCAUCUCCACUACUUUCAAAGGCUUUAGUUGAAGUUAUACAGGUCUUUAAGAGUGUUUUUACGGUUCUAGGGACAGAUUAACAAAAUUACUACGUUAUUAACAGGAGAAACACUCUUGAGAACCUGGCCAAUCAUCUCUGUGGCCUUGGAAAACAGUUGUGGUGAGAAAGCAGAGCGUUUUUCAAUACGUGCCUAUGAUUGGUAAUACUGUAACCAUCCCACUGACUACUACGACUACCACUACUAUGACUGCUUUGCAUUUACCACCUACAACUCUAAGUUCUCAGGUGUAUCUCAAGUUUUUGUUUUUUUGCUUUAGUGUUUGUUUACUUUUGAAAUGUAAACUAGGUAUGUGCUAGGUGUUGUUUCGGCACCCCUUUUGUUUUUUAUUUCUUGACUGCAGGCGUUUUGGUGAUGUGUGUGUGUGUGUGUGUGUGUGUGUGUGUGUGUGUGUCCGGCAGACUUACUAGAAGCAUUCGUAUGUUACUACUACUACUACUACUACUACUACUACCACCACCACCACCACCACCACUACUACUACUACUACUACUACUACUACUACUACUACUACUACUACUACUACAACCUCCACCACUACCGCUACUGCUACAACCAUACAAGAGUUCUUCCAAAGCACAAAUGACAAAAAAAUAAAAAAUAAAAAGUUUAUACGUAUGCAUUCAUUAGAAACAUAAGGAACCAUUGUACUAAAAAAAAAAAAUAUGUAAAACAGGUAGAAAAAAAGGCAAAAAAAAAAAAAGGUAAAAUUAAUUAAGAUAUAGUCCAGUAGAUUCUCAGUUAGGAGAUAUAUUAGGCAUUAGUGUAUACGUAAAUUAGAUAACCAGUAUCCUUAGUUAUAAAAGAACAGGUUAUGAUGUUAUUAUAACCGAGUCCAGGUGAUGGCCAGGUGAAAUGAAUACUACUGGUCACUGUGGCUUGUUGAUGUUGUACUAAAUAAAAUACUAAUUGUAA
Scylla paramamosain (green mud crab) is the source of this 6461-nucleotide messenger RNA. RefSeq lists its product as uncharacterized. Gene Ontology annotation, molecular function: oxidoreductase activity; copper ion binding. Lineage: Eukaryota; Metazoa; Arthropoda; Malacostraca; Decapoda; Portunidae. The record is from RefSeq and is a predicted model, not a curated record.